Lucilia cuprina (Australian sheep blowfly) is the source of this 1291-nucleotide messenger RNA. RefSeq lists its product as uncharacterized. The record is from RefSeq and is a predicted model, not a curated record. Lineage: Eukaryota; Metazoa; Arthropoda; Insecta; Diptera; Calliphoridae. Bases 119 to 1270 code for a protein of 383 amino acids. The transcript has 2 exons.
AAUUGAUUGACUUUUUAUAUAAACAAUUAAAAUUUGAGAAAAAUUACAAAAUUUCAUUUUGAAGAAUAUUUUAAUAAAAAAAGCUCAAACAAGAUUAUUUUGAAAUAAUUAACUUAAGAUGGAAAUCAAUUACGAUGAUGUUCUUACUCAAGAUUUUCCCUUCAUGUUAGAUCUCUGCCCCGUUCAAGCGUUUCCAGCAAAUUCCGAAGAACAAAAUUUAGCUCAAAAAUGGUUGGAGUAUUUGUGCACCUAUGAAGUUGAAGAUCUAAAUGAUAGACGUCUUAGAAAUAUUUAUAUCAGUCAUUUAUGUACCGCCUUAGUGCAGCGACAACUAUAUGGUCCAUUCCUUAAGGAACCAGUUAAGGGAGAGAAAUUAGAAAAAAUAGAUUUUCAUGCCGUGGCUGUGUGUCCUAAUACUAGUAUGGCUUUGCAACCAAAUGCUCAUUCCACCAUGCAGUUGCCAGCCAGGGAAACUUCAAAUUUUACCAUGACUCUGAAUCCCAGUAAACCUAGUGUUUUUAGUCCCGAACAGUCUUCUUAUACGGUGAUUAAUGCCACCAAGACUAUAAAUUCCACAGGCGUUGAAUCUCAGGGUCAAAUAUCUGUAGGUUCCACUAAUUUGUCGUUUAAUUUAACAACUGGUGGAGAUGGUACUAGUUCCCCUUGUAGCUGUCCACCCAAACCUUGUCAAUGUUCAGCUAUUCCAUGUAAUUGUAAUCGUUCUACUGCUGGUGCUGAUACACCACAUUCUCAAGAUGAAGAUAUUAUUUGUAAUUAUCUAAUGCAGCAGCUAAAUUUUACCCCUGAAUUUCUUAAUAAUUUUGAUGCCACUCUAACCUCUUUUAUGGAUUUGUGUAAAGUUACUUCAGUGGAGGGCAGAACACAAAAUCAAUCAAAAUUAUCUGUAACAACACACAAGCAUUAUUUUUUACCCAAAAACCCCUCCUCCCUGAAAGAAACAGAAACCGCUGACUCAUCAAAACAUCAGCUCGUAGAGACAAGAUCGGUUACAACGCCUCCUGAUUAUGAGGAAAUGCGUGAGGAUAUUAAUGAGUUAUUGGAGGCUAUAAAGGCCGAAUUAUGUGGAGAUUCUGAACCGGGCAGUAAUGAUUAUUUAGAUCGUGAAUUAUCACGUUAUAAAAGUUUUCUUAUGGCUAAUUCUUAUUUGGCGGAACAUUUGAAAUCUUUAACUUCGGAUAUAAAAUUACGCAAUUGUUUGUUAUUGAGUUUACAAAAUGAUUUAGUAAAAUUGUUAAAUGAAGAUAAAUAAAUUUGUAAUAAAAUUUCAAAA